Microcebus murinus (gray mouse lemur) is the source of this 8413-nucleotide messenger RNA. The record is from RefSeq and is a predicted model, not a curated record. NCBI's taxonomy places the organism in Eukaryota, Metazoa, Chordata, Mammalia, Primates, Cheirogaleidae.
CCGGGGCCUGGGGCCGGCCCUGCCACCGCCGCCAGGGUCAGGGCAGGGCCAGGCCGGGCCGAGCCGGCAGUUUCGCUUUGGCGGGCGCGGAGCAGCCGCCUCGGCCGGGCCGGAGGAGGAGGAGGAGGAGCCGGGCCGCAGAGCCGCAGCGUCCCGGGCCGCCGGCCACCUGGGAGGUAGCCCUUCCCGCUGCCGCCCCCUCCCCGAUUCCCACCGGCCGCAGCUGCCUGCCGGGGGGUAAGGGGCGCUGCAGCGAGCCCCCAGGCGUGAGGGGAGGGCGGGAAGAGGAGCCCGGGGUCUCCGGGCCCACCCGCGCCGCGCGUCCCCCGAGGGUGGGGGCUGCGCCUGCGGGGUCAGACACCUGUUCGGCCUGGCCCGGCGUGGUGGCCCGGGGCCAGGAUGAAAGUGACCGUGUGCUUCGGCCGGACUGGCAUCGUGGUGCCCUGCAAGGAUGGCCAGCUGCGCGUCCGGGAGCUCACCCAGCAGGCGCUGCAGCGGUACCUGAAGACCCGGGAGAAGGAUCCUGGUUACUGGGUGAAGAUUCAUCACUUGGAAUACACAGAUGGAGGAAUCCUGGAUCCAGAUGAUGUCUUGGCAGAUGUUGUUGAAGACAAAGAUAAGCUGAUUGCUGUGUUUGAAGAACAAGAACCACUCCACAAGAUUGAGAGCCCCAGUGGAAACCCUACAGAUCGGCAAAGCCCAGAUGCUUUUGAAACAGAAGUGGCUGCCCAACUGGCUGCGUUUAAACCAAUUGGUGGGGAAAUUGAAGUGACCCCUUCUGCUCUGAAACUAGGUACUCCACUGCUGGUGAGGAGAAGCAGUGACCCAGUGCCAGGCCCACCUGCUGAUGCUCAGCCAAGCGGGUCACACCCUGGUGGCCAGAGUCUCAAACCUGUUGUUCCAGAUUCCAUGCAGAACUUGGAAGACAGAGAAGUUAUGAAUGGUGUACAGACAGAACUACAGACAUCGCCCAAAAUUAAGGAUGCAUUAAGUAAUAUGACAAGAACAGUAGAGAUUUCUGGGGAAGGAGGCCCGUUGGGAAUACAUGUAGUGCCCUUCUUUUCAUCUCUGAGUGGAAGGAUUCUAGGACUCUUCAUCCGAGGCAUUGAAGAAAACAGCAGGUCCAAGCGGGAGGGACUAUUUCAUGAAAAUGAAUGUAUCGUAAAAAUCAACAAUGUGGAUCUUGUAGACAAAACCUUUGCUCAGGCUCAAGAUGUCUUCCGUCAGGCGAUGAAGUCCCCAAGUGUGGUCCUCCAUGUGCUUCCACCUCAAAACCGUGAACAGUAUGAAAAAUCAGUCAUUGGACCCCUUCACGUUUUUGGUAGCAAUGAUGGCGUUUUGAAAACAAAGGUGCCACCUCCCAUCCAUAUAAAAUCUGGACUAAAGACAGUUAAUCUCCCAGGAACAAAUAGUCCUGAAACAGAUGCAUCAACUUCUCUGCAACAAAACAAGAGUCCCCGAGUACCAAGACUUGGAAGAAAACCAUCCUCUCCCUCACUCUCCCCUCUCAUGGGAUUUGGCAGCAAGAAAAAUGCAAAGAAAAUUAAGAUUGACCUAAAGAAAGGCCCUGAAGGACUGGGUUUCACUGUGGUUACCAGAGAUUCUUCCAUACAUGGUCCUGGUCCCAUUUUUGUAAAAAACAUUUUACCAAAAGGAGCAGCAAUAAAAGAUGGACGCCUGCAAUCAGGAGACAGAAUUUUGGAGGUAAACGGAAGAGACGUCACUGGGCGAACGCAGGAAGAGCUCGUGGCCAUGCUCAGGAGCACCAAGCAAGGAGAGACGGCAUCGCUGGUCAUCGCCCGCCAGGAGGGAAAUUUUCUGCCCCGAGAGCUGAAAGGAGAACCCGACUGCUAUGCACUCUCCCUAGAGACAACUGAGCAACUCACCUUUGAGAUUCCCCUGAAUGAUUCAGGCUCUGCUGGCCUUGGGGUGAGCUUGAAAGGGAACAAAUCUCGGGAAACUGGAACGGACUUGGGAAUUUUUAUCAAGUCCAUCAUCCAUGGAGGCGCUGCUUUUAAGGAUGGUCGUCUGCGAAUGAAUGACCAGCUGAUUGCAGUUAAUGGGGAAUCGCUUUUGGGAAAGUCCAACCACGAAGCUAUGGAAACACUUAGACGAUCCAUGUCCAUGGAAGGAAAUAUACGAGGGAUGAUUCAGCUGGUGAUUCUGAGGAGGCCAGAGAGACCGAUGGAGGAGCCUGCAGAGUGUGGGGCAUUUUCCAAGCCAUGCUUUGAGAACUGUCAAAACGCUGUAACCACCUCCAGGCGAAAUGAUAAUAGUACACUGCAUCCAUUUGGCACUUACAGUCCACAAGACAAACAGAAAGACCUAUUGCUUCCCACUGACGGAUGGGCUGAGAGCGAAGUACCACCUUCCCCACCGCCACAUCCUGGUCUGGAAUUGGGCCUUGAAGAUUACAGCCACAGCUCUGGGGUGGAUUCAGCAGUAUUUUUUCCGGAUCAGCACAUCAACUUCAGAUCUGUGACACCGGCCAGGCAGCCUGAAUCAAUUAAUCUGAAAGCCUCGAAGAGCAUGGACCUUGUGCCAGAUGAAAGCAAAGUUCAUUCACUGGCUGAACACAAAUCGGAAUCUCCAAGCAAAGAUUUUGGUCCAACUCUGGGUUUGAAAAAGUCCAGUUCCUUGGAGAGUCUGCAGACCGCCGUGGCCGAGGUCAGGAAGAACGAACUUCCCUUCCACAGGCCCCGACCACACAUGGUUCGGGGCCGAGGCUGCAACGAGAGCUUCAGAGCAGCCAUAGACAAAUCUUACGAUGGACCCGAAGAAUUCGAAGCUGACGGGUUGUCUGAUAAGAGCUCUCAUUCUGGCCAUGGAGCUCUGAAUUGUGAAUCUGCCCCUCAGGGGAACUCUGAGCUACAGGACAUGGAAAAUAAAGCCAGGAAAGUCAAAAAAACGAAAGAGAAGGAGAAGAAAAAGGAGAAGGGCAAGUUGAAAGUCAAGGAGAAAAAGCGCAAGGAGGAGAACGAAGACCCAGAAAGGAAAAUGAAGAAGAAGGGAUUUGGUGCCAUGCUGAGGUUUGGAAAGAAGAAAGAGGAUAAGGGUGAGAAGAGUGAGCAGAAAGCCCCUCUGAAGCGUGGUGGCCUGAGAGAAGAGGAGCUUGAGAGAAUGAAAGAAGAGCGCGAAAGGAUUGGAGCAAAACAUCAGGAGCUAAGGGAGAAGCAGGCAAGAGGUCUUGUCGAUUAUGCUACUGGUGCAAUCGGAUCAGUGCAUGACAUGGACGAUGAUGAAAUGGACCCCAAUUACGCCAGAGUGAACCACUUUCGGGAACCAUGUGCAUCAGCAAAUGUCUUUAGGUCUCCGUCUCCUCCUAGGGCUGGGCCAUUUGCUUACCCUCGGGAUGGCCGUCCACUGUCUCCAGAGAGAGACCACUUAGAGGGUCUCUAUGCCAAGGUCAACAAGCCAUACCAUCUACCGGCUCCAGUUGACAGCAUCCGUCCCUCAGCUGGGAGCACCGACCGCAUCCAGAAGUUGCGGAAGGAGUAUUAUCAGGCCCGGAGGGAAGGCUUCCCUUUAUACGAGGACGAUGAAGGAAGAGCAAGGCCGUCUGAUUAUGACCUUCUCUGGGUUCCAGGAAGAGGUUUCCAGGUAAAUGGCCCCAGUCUGAAAAAAGAAGGGACAAGAAAGAAAUAUUCUAUCCCACAGGGCAGGCCAGCAGACCCCGCAGACUACCUGAGCGCAGCAGCUCGAGGGCUCUACAAGGAGAGGGAGCUUCCGUACUACCCAGGGGCUCACCCCGUGCAUCCUCCCAAAGGGAGCUACCCACGGCCCCCGGAUCUGAGGGCGGCAGACCUCCGGUAUCCUCAGUACUACCCGCCCCCGCCAGCCCCCCAGCACAAAGGACCCUUCCGACAGGAUGUCCCGCCUUCCCCUCCUCAGCACCAAAGAGUGCCGGCCUAUCAGGAAAUGGGCAGACCAGGGCCCCGAGGCGGCAGCCCAGACCAGUACCCCUACCGGCCCCAGGACCCCCGGCAGAAGAACCCCAUGACUGCGGCUGUAUAGCUGAUCGCCGCCCAGGCCAGCCCAGCCCAGAAAGGAAGACGUGGACGGCCACCUUUGCCCUUUCUAGACCCCAGUGCCUCCUACCCGUAAAGAAUUCUCCAUGGUACAAAUUAGCUUUUUCCUGCUGAGAUUGCAACACUUGACUGCUAAUCAGAGGGGGGAAAGGAAGGGCAGAGGGUUUGGGGGGGUAAAAAAUCAGAAGGAAGAAGAAGAACGGGGCCAUAAAAACAAUACUACCUGAUAUUGGAAAGGCUUUCAGAAUUUUUCAACUCGGUGAGAGUGGCCACUGAACAAGCAGCUAGCAGUGGAGCCAGACCACACAGUGCCUCCCGGCCAGAGAACCUGGCCCACGCCCACACAUGCACACACCCCCCACAGGAGUGGCAGGACAGACACGGUCUCUGCCGGGCGGCAGCAUCCAUUCGAGGCUCAGCCUCAGCUGCUUAUUAGAGCUGCUAAGUCAGAGGAGUGGCAGAGUAGACAGUCUGCAAUGUAGGCAUCUUAAGUGAGUAUAGGUAUUUUUUUUUCUUUUUUUUCUGUUUUUGGUUUUUUUUUAGUAUUGAACAAAAAACAACAGCAAAUAUGACUUGUGGUCUCCUUGAAAUUUUUUAUACCCAAAGGAAGACUGCAUUUCCUUAUUUGGAGAAUUUCUCAGGUUCCUGAUACCACUCAUUUGAUAUAAACAUUACACAUUUCCUUGCUUUUGAUAUAAAAGUCAGUGCAAUGUGAAUGCAGUAUUAGUGUCCUGGGAGAAUGUGCAAAGCCAGUCAGAGCUUCCAGAAGGAAUAUAUCCUGAGGACCUAGGUGAUGAGGUUAAGAGGGGUGAACCUCCCGUGGUCCUCACCUUCCUUCCUCCUGAGUCCCAGGCAUAGAGGUAUCUGGUUUCAGAGCCAGCCCCAAAUCUCCUGCCUGUAAUUAUGUUAACUGGGGCCUCUACUUUAAGGUUCCCACUUGAGAGCUAAAGUGUGCUUAGGCAAAAUAGAGCCCGCUGUAAGGUCGCACAGGAAGCAGUGCCCUAGAGAAGCCAAUUCCAGACUCAGUGCCAAACAGUACCCAUCUACACGCAGGACAGUGAGGAGCUGGCCAUGGCCUUUGGAAAUUGAUGGCCAUCAGGUAGUAGAAGGAAGUGAAUGAUCGUGUGUGUGUGUGUGUGUGUGUGUGUGUGUGUGUGUGUGUUUUCAAACACACGUGAUUACCAAUAUGGAGAAUGGAAGAUUAAAAAUGCUUUCUGGAAAGUUUGAUAAAGAAGGAAAAAGAAAUGGAGGGGAAGGGGAAAGAGGUGUAAGACUAGAUCAUUCUGUGUCUGCUAUAUUUCAUUAACAAAAGUCAGGGCAAGACCAAGGUCUCCAAUUGGGAAAGGAUGGUCUUAAGGCUUUGAAAAGCUGAAACCCCACCCUCUAAGUAGAACAACCCCGUGGGAAUUACUUUGGAGCUUUGCAGCAGUUUUUUUACAAGAACAAAACAUCUGAAAUUUACAUCCUGCCCUAAAUGAGUAUACAAGCAAAAGACUGACAACAAAACCUGAGCAUCAGUUUGAAUUGCUCGGUGACUCUUAAAAUACGUUAAGUCUUUUCAUAUUCCUCUUUCAUACCCUCUCAAAAAAAGUCUUGAGUUCAAUUUAGAUAUAUUCUGGCUGAGAUUAGAAUACCUCUAACUGACAGGGUUUAAUAAAUUAUAGUAUUAUUGAACACAUAGAGCAUCCAUCCAGCCCAGUUUAGUUUUUUUUUUUUUUAAUUUAAAAUAGAGUUGUGUUACCAAGAAUGAUGCCUAUGCUAGUUUUAGAUGUAAAUAGUGUUAUUUACUGGACUCGAAGAGAGAUCAUUUUCCAAACUACAGUUCACUCUGACCCUCUUGAGAAUAGACUGUCAAGUUGGUUUUUGUCCUCUGUCAUCUCUCUUAAGUCAGGCACCUUUAGGUUGUUUGCAGUUUGUUCAAUGAGGUUGAGGAUCUGAGGCUGUGCUCACCUGAAGGGAGAACAGGUGAGCCGUAGGGUUUCCCUGCCAACGUGCUGAAUGCUACCUUCCCCUCAAGCUAAAUAAACUUCAAAGAAGAAAAUGAGGGAAAUGAGGGAAAUGUUAACUUGUUUGAAGCAUUAAAAAUCAGCUCUCAGUAUGUUCCAUAUUUUAACCAAAUUUUUGUAGAUUUCUCAACAUAACCAAGCCAGAAGGCUCCUUCUGGAUCAGGCUAGGACCACGUGAGGGGUGGCCAGGGUGGUGGUGUAGAACUCCGUGCUUUGGAGGGGUGGCCCUUGCGGAAAGGAUGCCCGUGUCUUCACCUGCAGUGUUGCCAUCUCGCGGGCACAGUGCCUUCCACACACAGGCUCACAGUGAGCUGCUCCAAAGCACGGUUUUGUGUUGUAUACACAGUCAGUAACAUAGUGGCUAAUCCCAAGGAGCAGGCAGUGAUGUGAAGGCACUAUUGAAGUGAACAAGAAAUAGAUUAUAGCAGUUUUCUUUUCUUGCUUGAAAUAUAACUCACGCUCCAUUUGAUCCUGCCCGAAAGAAGUGAACAUUACAUUUGUGACAGAGGCUCCAUCAAGCCAAGCAACAAUUAAGAAUAGCUCCUAUGUAAGCUUUAUAAAUGCCUGUGCACUAACCCUCCAAUUGUCACCACCCAGAGGUUACAGGUCUCUUUCCCAGUGUUUAGAACAGGUUGUUUAGAGUAUUUAGAAGACCAGGAUAUAAUCAGUGAUGCCCAGGAGCAGAAAAUUAUUCCCUGCUUAUUUAUGGUCUUGGGAAAACUCAAUCAAGUGUCUCCUUACAGCUCACAACUCUAAUAGCCCCCCUGGAAUAGAGAGACCAUUAAGUUAUUAUACAAACCCAAUCAACAUACACAGCCCGGCUGCAGAUCUAACUACUGAGUCAUUUGGGCCUCAAGUCACUAGAUAUUUUAUAAGGACCCCUGUUUUUCUCCUGUUUUGCAAUAGAGAGAUGAAAGAGCAGACCAUUGAAAACUUUUAGAUGCAGGAGAAUUCAGUCCUCUGCAAGGGAGAGAAACACAACAUCUCAUUGAUCCAUUUUGUCACUGAGCUGUGGCACUAUCACUCUUAGUAUAGUAUUGUUUCCACAUAAUACCAAAUCAGUGGAUGAAAGGCAAGCUCAAAAACAACUCUUAAAUCAUAAUUUAGUAGCAAGCAGAAAUUGGAAAAAAAAUUAUUCUGAAGCUCUUCGUUCUUAGAUUUUUAGGUAUAUAUGUGUUGCCCACCAAGGAUAGCAUGGAGCAAAAAUCUUACAGUCAAGAGCAUGGUAGAGCACAGACCGACUGUCACCUGUGGAGGAAGCCCUGUGCAAAUCUCCUGACAGAUUAGAGGCUUCACUGUAGCUGUAUAGUUUACUGUCAACUAAAUAAAAUUAAAACACGAGUCAUUAUCCCUUCCAAAGAUUCAUGAAAUUUUUGAACUAAAGCUAUCUUUUGAAGGAAAUCCACCUAAUAACUUUAGGAGGAUCAUGAAACUCAUUUCUCUUUUCCCUGGUAUAUGUGUAGAGAUCAAGCCUAUAAAACAUAUUUAUUUCCCCAACCUGUAACCAUAGCAUUCAUUUUUGUUGGAGAAACGUUGUAGCAUUUCAGGAGGGUAGAGAGAUCUGGAGAGUUUUGGUAUGUAAUGUGUGCCUGUACAAUACCCAUCAGCAUUAAAGUCUGAAAUCCACAAUGAAUGGCCUUCAAAUCGGUGUUAAAUUGGGUAGACACCCUACUGCUUCCUGAGUCCAUGAGCAUCAGAAAGUCUGGAUUUAGUGCAAUUAGGCAGGAGGGAGUUGGAUUCAGAAAGAGCUACACUAGUAUUCUGUGCACUCUCAGUUCAUGUCGACUUAGAUGGAAACGAUGCCACAGUGAGACCAGAAAGAAGGGUCUCCAUAAGAUAUUCCUACAAAGUCACCUUUCUGAUAAAAAAAGGAGGAAAGAAGUUAGAUAUCUAAAAUAAGCCUAGAAUCUCACAUGCAGUUACAACUUCUAAGUGAAACCCUUUCUCCCUCAUGUCCUUAAAUAGUCACAGAAUCUCACACAAGCUGACUUUUAAAGACAGGCUCGGCUACCAAGCUGGGAGUGGGAAGUGAAUCAACCCCAAAGACUCUUCUAGCCUGUCUCCCGACUCUUCCAGAAAGUGUUCUCCUGUUCCAUCUGCAGUGCUGUUUACUACUGGAACAUAAAACAAAACCUGUUGUUUGUACCAUCACUUUUUCUAGUGUUUCCUGUGCUUUUAUGAUACCAAGUCUGUUCAUAAGUUCUGAAGAUAAAUUAUGUGAAAUCAUAUUUUGGCAUAUGGGGGUGGAGAAUGAAUUCUUUACAAACUUUUUAAGAUGAUCUCAUUUGUACCACAGAAAAACAUUUUGAAUGUUGUUAUAUAUGAGUAUAUAAAUUUUUCUUGUUUUAUUUUGCAUUAAAAUAAAGCUUUAUUCAGUCA